UGUAUACUUGUCCCCAGCUCUGCCCGGACUGAGCAAAGUUUUCUUCAAUUGCAGCCAGAGCUGUGCGGACGCCAGCGGAGCAGCAGGAUGAACACAGGCUCCGACGCCGUGGUCAUCGUCUCGGCAGCCCGGACCGCCAUAGGCUCUUUCAAUGGUGCCCUGUCUACUGUGCCUGUCCACGACCUGGGGACAACUGUCAUCAAAGAAGUUCUGCAGAGGGCCAAGGUGGCUCCAGAAGAGGUGUCCGAGGUCAUAUUUGGGCACGUUUUGGCGGCAGGUUGUGGGCAGAAUCCCACUCGACAAGCCAGUGUGGGUGCAGGAAUCCCCUACUCGGUUCCAGCAUGGAGCUGCCAGAUGAUCUGUGGCUCAGGCCUGAAAGCCGUGUGCCUUGCAGCCCAGUCCAUAGCCAUAGGUGACUCCAGCAUUGUGGUUGCAGGAGGCAUGGAGAACAUGAGCAAGGCCCCUCACUUGGCUCACCUGAGAGCAGGAGUCAAGAUGGGUGAGAUGCCGCUGGCUGACAGCAUCCUCUGUGAUGGCCUUACAGAUGCGUUUCACAACUAUCACAUGGGCAUCACAGCUGAAAAUGUAGCCAAAAAAUGGCAAGUGAGCAGAGAAGCCCAGGACAAGGUUGCAGUUCUGUCCCAGAACAGGGCGGAGCAUGCACAGAAAGCUGGCCACUUUGACAAGGAGAUCGUGCCAGUGCUGGUGUCUUCCAGGAAAGGUUCUACCGAAGUAAAAAUUGAUGAGUUUCCUCGCCAUGGGAGUAACAUGGAAGCCAUGGGCAAGCUGAAACCUUACUUCCUUUCUGAUGGGACGGGAACAGUCACAUCUGCCAAUGCAACAGGGAUGAAUGACGGUGCCGCGGCUGUGGUUCUUAUGAAGAAGACAGAAGCUGAGAGUCGAAGGCUGAGACCUUUAGCAAGAAUAGUUUCCUGGUCACAAGCUGGCGUGGAGCCUUGCAUUAUGGGAGUAGGACCAAUUCCAGCCAUAAAGCAAGCUGUUGCAAAAGCAGGCUGGACCCUGGAAGAUGUUGAUGUGUUUGAAAUCAAUGAAGCCUAUGCGGCUCUUUCUGUUGCAAUAGCUAAAGAACUCGGACUAAACCCCGAGAAGGUCAACAUCGAUGGAGGAGCCAUCGCCUUGGGCCAUCCUCUGGGAGCCUCUGGCUGUAGGAUUCUAGUGACCUUGUUACACAGCCUUGAGAGAAUGGGCGGGACUCGUGGUGUGGCAGCCCUGUGCAUUGGGGGUGGGAUGGGGAUAGCAAUGUGUGUUCAGAGAGGAUGACCUGCUUGACAGCCACCACCCAUGAACACUUCUUGCUAAAUCAGUGAAACACUAUAGUAUGUGAAAUCAGAGGACCAAAGUGAGGACAGGAAGCCAGGUGGUCAGCUUGCUGUACUUUAAUGAGACACCCAAGGCUAAGACAUUGCGUCUGACACUGCUAUAAAUAAAAGGGAAAUCCAAUCAAUCAGC
Molecule: messenger RNA, 1470 nt
Organism: Microtus oregoni (creeping vole)
Lineage: Eukaryota; Metazoa; Chordata; Mammalia; Rodentia; Cricetidae
Product: acetyl-CoA acetyltransferase, cytosolic-like
Exons: 9
Coding region: 88-1281 (397 amino acids)
Biological process (GO): fatty acid beta-oxidation
Molecular function (GO): acetyl-CoA C-acetyltransferase activity
Source: RefSeq, a predicted model, not a curated record